AUGGCGUACUGGCUCAUGAAGAAUUGGGCUGCAGAAGUACGUGAGGAGGUCUACGGUGAACCGAAGACAGAUAUAAUGGAUCUCACCACCGAGGACAUGCGCGAGCUCUCGACCAGGAAUGUGACAGGUACCAUCCUUGCUAAACUCGAAGUCAUGAACAAUGAAGACCUCUCUGUGUACAUGACGGACACAAACUUCAACAAGUUUGUAAAUGAGGUCGCGAGACUAAGACCGGGGUUCCCUCCUCAUCUCAUAAUGGACGUAUUCAAGUUGUGGGUCAGACUAAUCGGCGAUGGAACACUGACGGCCUAG
Fusarium proliferatum ET1 is the source of this 312-nucleotide messenger RNA. RefSeq lists its product as uncharacterized. Bases 1 to 312 code for a protein of 103 amino acids. The transcript is spliced from 3 exons. The record is from RefSeq and is a predicted model, not a curated record. NCBI's taxonomy places the organism in Eukaryota, Fungi, Ascomycota, Sordariomycetes, Hypocreales, Nectriaceae.